This is a messenger RNA of Aspergillus welwitschiae, 854 nucleotides long. RefSeq lists its product as uncharacterized. Bases 60 to 293 code for a protein of 77 amino acids. The transcript has a single exon. The record is from RefSeq and is a predicted model, not a curated record. NCBI's taxonomy places the organism in Eukaryota, Fungi, Ascomycota, Eurotiomycetes, Eurotiales, Aspergillaceae.
AGUCCCACGGCUGGCGGAAGCGGAAAGGCGGGAAGAUUCGCGAUGGGGCCUUCCAAAGAAUGCAACAGGUUGUUAUUUGGGUCGACUGGGUCCCUGGAUACGAUGCGGGUAUGAGGAGCGAGGAAUCAUGGCGCGCCUACUACGUUCAUACCCGUUCUAGCUACGCGCGACUCUGGUACGUAUUAAUCAAGACAAGAAAGCGGAGGCGAUCUAGUAUCAUGGUGUCCUCGACCUGUCUCCAUGAUGGGUAUAUCAUUGGCUCUGCUGGAGAAAAUCACCACGCGGGCAAUUAAUUUGUAGUGGGUGCUAGAAUCACCAUGGAACCCAGGCUCCGUCAUCGGGCAAAUGAGUAGUACCAGACGGUUUGGGAAGGGCAAUGGGUCGAUCCACCAUUUCGAGCGACAGAGGAAAAGGAUUAUUCAUUCAUAUAGAACAAUCAAGACAAGAUGUGUGGUCCAUAUCCAGAAGAAAUGAUAGUGGUGUGAUUUUACUAUGUUGCGGUGAUGGUGUAUCUAUUGCUGACUCGAUGAGAGAACGUGGUGGUGUAAAAAAGGCAGGGAAGGAAAAAAAAAAUUAUAAUAAAAAAAAAUAUAAAACAGAAACGAAAGAACGAAGAAAAAAAAUGUGGAAGGAUGGAGUAGCGGUCAUGGAAAGGAAUAGCGUAGAAGAACGGUCCGCAGACCAGGUGGACCCUGUCCAACGCGCCAGCGACCCAUAGACAUGGACGGGGACUCACCUAAGACGCAGCUAAAGUAUUCACGGUUCCAUGGGGAUCAGCUGAAUCGCUGUAAGGCCCUCGGGUUGGGCGUUUGGCAGGCCCCGGCGACCGCACCAACAGCCACUCUUGUUGCGUC